CCGUUAUUACUAGUCAAAGUCGAAAAGACGUUGCUCAGGUUUUUGUCAAGGAAAGAGAAAAUUCAAGGAGCACUACUAUAAAAGAAGACUCAAGAAGAUUCCAUAAUAGCUUCGAUGAAACAUAAAAUGGCGAUCACGUUGCAAUUUGUUUUUUGCUUGGUCUUAAUCUAUGGGAAUGGUUCAAUGGGGAAACCUUUAACACCAGAGGAUGUAGAGGGUUUACUUCCACCAACCCCACACGAUAAGAACGAAACGAUAGCUGCAGUCGUUCAGGAUCCAGUUGUCCAGGAUGCUGUGCAUCAUACGGUUACCAAUAAAUCUCUAAAUGGAUUAGUUGUUAAAAAGCAUGUAUUCAUAAUGCCAGCCACCAAUCCCAAUCUGAUACUAUCGAAACGCGAACACCUUCUGGUGGUUCCCACUGAGAACUUGGAAGAUGUACGAAAAAAUAUUACUGAAGCGAAGGAAGCAGAAGCUCAAGAGUCUUCAUCGUCAGAGAACCAAGCAUUCUUUGAAGACGACGCACGUGAAUAUACGCCAGAGGGCAGCGACGACCGAUCAGAAGAAAACGAGAACGAAUCCUUCUCAGAACAGAACGUGAACCAACCGAUAUCAUCGAACGAGAAACGUAAAAGCAAAACCGAAUUCUUGGAAGACAAACUUAAUCAUGGAAUUGUGUUACCAGAAGACUCAUCUUCGCAUAAGGUGGCCGUUCCUAUUGUUGCGGUCAUUGAUCCCUCAAACGCUGAGAAGGGCAAAGUGAAGAGCCCUAUCGUGGCCAUUCUGCCUAAUGAAGUUAAAAAUGGCGAGUUGAAUAGCCAGGUUGAAUUCUUGAAGCAUAACAGCGAGAAGAUUCAGAAGAAAGCCCAAGACUUUGUCGAUCAGAGUUCAUUGUCGGUCAAUCCUAACUAUUGGGAAUCUUCCACACCGUCGGAGAUCACUGUUGCUUUAUCGCCUUAUAGCAGUGCACCAGUGUCCUACUUGGAUGAGGCAGCCCCAAGUUUGGCUACAAACGAAAAGUUGUUGUCUCCAGUAGUCGUGUCGCAAUGGGCAAUGCUGACACCAUCUCUGCAGGAUGAUCAAAUGGAUUAUUCACGAGAAACAGGUGACAUGGAUGUAGCUGAAGAUAUUAUAUUUAGACCUCUGUUUAGGUAUCGACAGGAAUCGCAGCAGCGGUCUAAAUACUAUGACGAAAACAAUCGACGAUACAGUUACACACCGUAUCGCGAUUAUGACAACUAUUAUCCAAGACGAUAUUUUUACAGACCUCGUAACGGCGGUUAUUAGAAACGAAGAGGAUUAAAACGAGAAAGAGAAAGAAGGAAAUACGAUUUAUGCUUGGAUAGAGGGGAAAGGAAGAUAUCUCGAUUGAUACGUUUCUUAUCACUUUAUAAUUCUAUAUUUCAAUGUAUAAAUAAAAUGUUGUUUUCAUUUA
This is a messenger RNA of Bombus terrestris (buff-tailed bumblebee), 1432 nucleotides long. RefSeq lists its product as uncharacterized. The transcript is spliced from 5 exons. The record is from RefSeq and is a predicted model, not a curated record. NCBI's taxonomy places the organism in Eukaryota, Metazoa, Arthropoda, Insecta, Hymenoptera, Apidae. The coding region runs from base 115 to 1284 and encodes 389 amino acids.